Molecule: messenger RNA, 5368 nt
Organism: Danio aesculapii
Lineage: Eukaryota; Metazoa; Chordata; Actinopteri; Cypriniformes; Danionidae
Gene: ak9
Product: adenylate kinase 9
Exons: 36
Coding region: 4-5319 (1771 amino acids)
Biological process (GO): nucleobase-containing compound metabolic process
Cellular component (GO): cytoplasm; mitochondrion
Molecular function (GO): ATP binding; AMP kinase activity; ATP hydrolysis activity
Source: RefSeq, a predicted model, not a curated record
ACCAUGUCAUCUGACUCAAGUGUGUCCAAUCUGCCAUUAGUGGAUAAACUCAUCGAGGAUGAAGCAGAGAGAGAGAUUCUGCUGUCUAAACCAGCAUGCUUUAUCAUCAUUGGGAAACCAGGUGUUGGCAAAUCUACUCUUGCCAAAAAAUUAGCCAAGAUCUGGAAUUGUAUCCUCAUUGAUGAUACAGAUACUCUCAAUAACCACAUCAGUAAUGAAACAGAUCAAGGUAAACAGCUCUUUAGGAUUCUGGCUGAAGGGAAAGCAGUUCCAGAAGAGAUUAUGUUCAAUUUAAUCGUUGAUCGUCUCAAGUCACCUGAUAUUAAACAUUACGGUUAUGUUCUGGCCUGCUUGCCAUCAAUGUCAGAAGAGUACAUGAAGAUACAGGAGCAAAUAGACUUGAUUAAAACCCUCAAAAUGUCUCCAGACUUCAUCAUCAACAUCAAGUGUGCAGACAGAGACCUGAUCCGCAGGCUAUCAGAGGAGCGUCAGCAUCCAGAAACAGGUUGUGUGUUCCCGAAGGAGAAGUGGGAUCCUGACAAGAAAGAGUCAUUCAUAAAAAACAGCAACAUGGAGGAGGAGGAAGAAGAAGAAGAAACAACAGAGGAUUUGGAGGUAGAGGAGAUGGAAGAGUUGCAGCUACAUAAAGACGUGAUCGCACAGCUUGUGAGAGUGAGUGAGAAUUAUCCAAAGAACACCACCAGCAGAAUCAGGUGUUAUAAGGACAACUUCCUCAGGCCUCUAGAGGAUUACAUGGCGGGCCAUAAUCCCCCGUAUUUAUUUGAGCUGGAUGGAAACAAGGAUCCAGAGGAGCUCUUUGAGUCAGUAAUGUCUCGUUUGGAGUUUAUGGCAGUGAGGUGUCCAGCCGUACCCGUGCAAUUGAUGCCAACAGAGGACGCAGAGCUUACUGAUCAGAUGGAACCGGAGGAGCUCUUCCAGACUCUGCAUUCCUGUAGGAACGUUGCACCAGGCUUUCCUUGGCGAAUGAGUCGAUGGGCCUUUAACUGUCCAGUGGCUCUCAAACAGGGCAAGGUCAUAAAAGGCAAACCAGAAUUCGCCGUUGGAUUCAUGGAUAAGAUCUAUGUCCUUUCGUCAGACGAUGCUCUGCAGAAGUUCAUGGCGAAUCCUCGAUGUUAUCUUCUGCAACCCAUACCACACGUGCCCUGCAGGGUGUCUGUGAUAGGCCCGCCACGUUCUGGAAAGAGCACCACGUGUGGACUGCUAGCGGAGAAAUAUGGGGCGGUAGAGGUAGAUGUUGGGGAGCUGAUGGAGAGAAAUCAGGGUUUGCUGCAACAAGACAUGCUGAAUAAAGUUCGUCACGAUGCCACAAUCGCAGGCCUCGAGAAGGUCAGGGCCAAGAUGGAGCUUGAAGCUACAGGUAAUGUGAAGGCUAGUGAGGCAGAGGCUGAUGAAACCCAUUCAGCAAUAGAGGUGACAGAAGAUCACCCAGACGUUCAAGCUUUUGUGGAGGACGCUAUGAAGGAAGCAGCAGAGUCUCCAGCUCCACGGGAGCUUUAUUUGGAGGCCCUUGAGAAGCACAUUAAAGAGAUUGAGGAUGCAGAUGCUGAAUGUAAAAGAGGAUGGAUACUGGAUAUUCCCAGCAGCAGAUCUCAACUGAUCACCAUUGAGGAAAUACAUGGUGCUUUAACACCAGAAAUCAUAUUCUGUCUGAAAGACAAUGAUAGAGAGGGAAGGACUGUACUAACCAGGAUGUAUGAGCGGAAUAAAGAAGAAGUGGAUCAAGGUGUAAUGACUCGCCUACAAAACCAAAGGAAACUGCAGAUAACACAAGACCAUGACACACUGAAACAUUCUGAGGUCUCAAACAAAGAUUCACAGCGUUCUGACGUCCCAUCCAAACUAGAGACAUUACAUGAGGAGUCAGAAAGUUCUGAUAAGUCUGACGAUGAAAGCAAAACACCAAGCAAGAAUGAGGUGGUGCUGCCAACAGUGUGGGAAAACGGUCAUCCUGAUGGCCCAGAGAUGGAUGUCUUUAAAGUGCAGCUGAAGCAGUUUGUGGCAGAUUGGGAAAGCAUGGAGCAAACAAUAACCUGCAGCUACGCUGUACUGGAGAUUAACAACAAAACCCCUCAGGACAUCCUCCAAGAGAUGACUGUUCAUAUGGAGAAGCCAUUCAAGCACACAGCUAUAAUGACUUCUAGUGGCGAUCUGGAGGAAGAGGAAGAGGCUAUACAUAUGCUGAUACAGGCUGAGAAACAAGACGAAGUUGUUGAUGAAGAAGAUGAACAAGAAUCAGAGGAGGAAUUCAGCUUUAAGAGGCAGCUAGGAGACACCAAGCAUUUUUGUCCAGUGGUUCUGAAAGAGAAGGGUCUGCUACAACCAUGUCUGGAUGAAUAUGCUGCCAAGUACAGGGACAAAGUUUAUUACUUCUCCAGCAAAGAAGCACUGGAAAAGUUCUUGCAGAACCCUGAACUCUAUAUCUCCAACACAGAACUACUAAAGCCACCUGCACUGCGAGUCUCCAUGCUAGGAGUGAGGGGUUCUGGGAAGACGACUCAUGGGAAGUGGCUUGCCCAGCAACUGGGAAUUUUCCACAUCCAGUUUAGAGAGCGUCUGCAGGAGCUCAUUCAAGGAAAGACCCAGAAACGUGUCUCACCUGCUGAUGAUUCAGAACCGCCUGAGGAACCUCCAGAGGAGCUUCAGAGCCUGCUGAAAGCUCAUGCCCGGAUUCAGAGCACAGAAUCACCUACAGACCAGGACAACACCACCAGUCAUGAGGAGACUGCAUCUGGUAGUCCUGAGGCAAAGGAAGAAGAAGCAUUGACUGAAGAUCAAGAGGCCAUAAAAGCAUACCUGCAGAACGGAGAUCCUCUCCCUCCAGAGAUACUGGAAAUGCUUUUAUUUCAGUGGUGGGACCAGGAACCCUACAAAUCCACAGGGUUCAUUCUGGAGGGAUUCCCCCAAAACCACGAGGAGGUGUCCUUCAUGGCAGAGCAUCACUUGUUUCCAGAUGUGGUGGCAGUGAUGUCGGUGGAGGUAUCUGAGGUGGUGCGGCGUCUCCUGCCUUCACGGCUCAACCGCUGGAGAGAAAGACGGGACCGCAAACAACAACAGAUCCGUCUGGUCAUGAAACUGCGGAAAGAAAUCAGGGAGCGGGCCAUCGCUAAGAGAAGAGCUGAGAUUAUGGCUGAACGGGCAUUCAGGAAACUCAGCCCACCAACUUUGAAUCCCCUCAAAGAACAGGAGGAGGAGGAUGAGGAGGCAGAGGUGGUGAAUGAAGAGCAGGAACUGGAGGAGAUAGAAGCCAUGCUGUUGGAGGAGUUUCCUCCUGAAGAUGAAGACGAGGCUGAGGAUGAGGAAGAGGAGACAGUAGAAAGUGCAGAAGAAAGGCUAGAGGUGGAGAUCAGCGAGAGGUUUGAGAAGGAUGAUGACAACCUCACCAGCAUGACGGACCUACUAUCAGACAACCAAAUUCCCCGUCUUGUAAUAAGCGCUGGUCGUUUGCCUCGGAUUGUGAGGUACCAGCUCCUAAAGGAAAUCAAACCUCUGAUGGAAAACAGAGACUCACUGUUUCAGACGUGUCAGCCAAUCAGCUACAGUCUUGCCAGGAGACUCCUGUAUAGCUCCUUUAAAUAUCCCAGUGCUUUCGGGUGCUGGGAUCCUGUUAAGUACACCGAAGGAGAUUUGAUCCAGCCUCCACAGGGCCCUUUCCACUCCACCUUUCCAGUCAUCUUGCACCAGUUCAUCUACUUUUUUGCCUCCAAGGAGACACGGAACACCUUCAUCCUCAACCCAAUCAAAUAUCUCCGUCAACCUAAGCCCAACCCCUCCCUUCCCAUCAAGCUGGCGAUCAUUGGCCCACCCAAAUCAGGCAAAACCACAGUGGCCCAGGCAUUUGCACGAGAGUAUGGUCUCACUCGUCUGUCAAUUGGAGAUGCGAUAAGAAUGGUGCUCAACAACCAGGCCAAAACUGAGCUGGCUUGUCAGGUGCAGAUUCAUUUGAAGCAGGGUCUGACUGUACCUGAUGAACUGGCCAUCCAGUGUGUGGAGGUGGCUGUGAUGAGCCUGGACUGCAGCACUCGUGGGUUUGUGCUGGAUGGCUUUCCUGUGACCAAGUGUCAGGCUGAGUUACUGGAAUCCUGUAUUAUUCCGAUGGUAGUGGUUGAGCUGCAACUGGACACGGUGGAAGUGUUGAAGAGAGGACUGAAAGACAGAGAAAAAAACAACAGGUCUCACCAAGUGCAUCAUGACAGCCUCCAGGCCCUAAACAUUCGCAACUCUUGCUUCAGACAGGAAGCUGAAGCUGUGAGGCUACACUUCCACCAUCAGUAUCACAACUGGACCCCUGUUGAUGCUCACAAGAGCAAGUGGUGGGUCCAGGAGCGCAUUUUAGAUGAGGUUCGCAUUAGCAUGGAACACAUUCAUUCUUACCUAGAAAGGAUUCACAAAGGCCAGGCAGCCUGUAUAAACCGACUGUGCAUUACCCCACAAGAGCUCCAGUGCCGGCUGGGUGAAUUUAAGCACUACUGCCCUGUUAGUUUAGCUCUCCAUCGCCAUCUAGUGGAUUGUUCGCAUAACACCUCACUGGAAUUGGCUGCAGAGUUCAAGGGUCACUUCUACAAAAUGGCCAGCAGGGAGUUUCUAGAGAGAUUUCUAGAGUCUCCGGAGCAGUUUGUGGCACCAGGUUGCCCAUACCCAUUACCCCCUGCUUCACUCCUACCUCAUAAGCUCACUGCGGGACAGGUGAAGAGCAGGUUCCCUCAGCAGGUGGAGAUGAAGGGGUUCUGUCCUGUCACUUAUCUGGAUGGUAAACAAAGGUACGAGGCUCUACGGCGUGGAAAUAUGGAGUAUGCUGCUGAGUACCGAAAUAAGAUCUAUAUUUUUGAGAGUGAGAAGAAACAAGAGCAAUUUCUCCGAUCACCUGAGAUUUACUGGGACCAGAAACUUCCACAUAAGCUGCCUCCAUUGGAAGAUCCAGUCUUACUAACAUCUUUACCAAUCCUGGGCUAUUUGGAACAAAGCGUGGCAGUGCCCAUAAUCAAAGCCAUGACUGCUGUUGGUCAACUCAAGCCAAAGUUUCCAUUUCUCGGUGUGAAGAGAUCUGCUAUACUUUACCUGGCCUUUCAUCUAAAAGCAUUCAACUCCAGGAACCCAGAAUAUAUUCGUCAGAAGUACAAAAAGAAGCUCCAAAAGUUUGAGGAAGGCUGUGAGCUCAUCUCAUACCUGAGCACCACCAUGAAGAUGUACAGAUCCCCUCACGACCUGCCAACAGAAUUUGCAGAAAAGCUGGACAGGUUUCUGGCCCUGGAGAAGUCCACUAAUACAGACUCAGGCCUGAUACAGCUUGGGGGAAUCUAGAAUAUUCUUGGGGGGAUCUAUAUUUUAGUAUUUCAUCAGUGCCGGUUGA